Molecule: messenger RNA, 5037 nt
Organism: Alosa sapidissima (American shad)
Lineage: Eukaryota; Metazoa; Chordata; Actinopteri; Clupeiformes; Clupeidae
Gene: dpysl2a
Product: dihydropyrimidinase like 2a
Exons: 14
Coding region: 299-2020 (573 amino acids)
Cellular component (GO): cytosol; cytoplasm
Molecular function (GO): hydrolase activity, acting on carbon-nitrogen (but not peptide) bonds, in cyclic amides
Source: RefSeq, a predicted model, not a curated record
UCUUUCCCUGUCGGCGACUGUCUAAAUUGGCUCGCGCAGCGCUGAAACGUGAGGGAAGGCUGUCACUGAGACGAGCAAUUUAUUUUUCUCCAAAGCAGCCAGUUUUAACCUACUCGGUGGAAGCGAAGCGUUACUGCCACCAGCCUGUCGCUGUUCUUUAGGGUUGAGAGACAACGGGUGUCACGUUCGCUGGGCGUCGUCUAUUCUCUAGCAGCGGAGGCUCUCAGCAUCAAUUCUUCCCGUAGCUAGCGGUUUGUGGCUAACGCCUGAGAGGUGACGAACACUAUCUACCAGCAAGAUGUCCGGGUACCAGGGCAAGAAAAACAUCCCCCGCAUCACGAGUGAGCGUCUCCUGAUGAAAGGGGCGAGGGUAGUGAACGAUGACCAGUCCUUCCUGGCUGAUAUCUAUAUGGAGGAUGGGGUCAUCAAACAGAUCGGGGAGAACCUGAUCGUCCCUGGCGGAGUGAAGAUCAUAGAAGCCCACGGCCGCAUGCUCAUCCCAGGGGGCAUCGAUGUACACACACGCUUUCAGAUGCCCGACCGGGGCAUGACCGCCGCCGAUGACUUCUACCAGGGCACCCGCGCCGCGCUGGCAGGAGGCACCACCAUGAUCAUGGACCACGUGGUUCCAGAGCCCGGUGCGAGCCUGGUGGCGGCGUUUAGCCAGUGGCGGGAGUGGGCGGACAGCAAGUCCUGCUGCGACUACUCUCUGCACGUGGACGUCACCGAGUGGCACAAGGGCCUGCAGGAGGAGAUGGAGGCUCUGGCCAAGGACCACGGUGUGAAUUCCUUCCUCAUCUACCUGGCCUACAAGGACAUUUUCCAGCUCUCGGAUGCCCAGAUGUAUGAGGUGUUCAGUGUGAUCAGAGAUUUGGGGGCCAUCGCCCAGGUACAUGCUGAGAAUGGUGACAUCAUCGCUGAGGAGCAAAAGCGGAUUCUGGAGUUGGGCAUCACUGGACCAGAGGGACAUGUGCUAAGCCGACCAGAAGAGGUGGAGGCCGAGGCUGUUAACCGUGCCAUAACUGUGGCUAAUCAGACCAACUGUCCCCUGUACAUCACCAAGGUGAUGAGCAAGAGUGCUGCUGAUGUCAUCGCCCAGGCCAGGAAGAAAGGCACUGUUGUGUAUGGAGAGCCUAUCUCUGCCAGUCUGGGCACGGAUGGCACCCACUACUGGAGUAAGAACUGGGCUAAAGCUGCAGCCUUCGUCACCUCACCCCCCCUCAGCCCCGACCCCACCACCCCCGACUACCUGAGCUCUCUUCUCUCCUGUGGUGAUCUGCAGGUGACUGGCAGUGCCCACUGCACCUUCAACACUGCCCAGCGUGCCGUGGGCAAGGACAACUUCACCCUCAUCCCCGAGGGCACCAACGGCGCUGAGGAGAGGAUGUCCCUCAUCUGGGACAAGUGUGUGGUGACAGGGAAGAUGGAUGAGAACCAGUUUGUGGCGGUCACCAGCACCAACGCUGCCAAGAUCUUCAACCUGUACCCGCGUAAGGGUCGCAUCGCCGUGGGCUCUGAUGCUGACCUGGUGCUCUGGGACCCCGACAUCACCAAGAUCAUCUCCGCCAAGAACCACAACCUAGCGGUGGAGUACAACAUCUUUGAGGGCGUGGAGGUGCGAGGGGGCCCCCUGGUGGUCAUCAGUCAGGGCAAGCUGGUGCUGGAGGAAGGGAUGCUCCACACCACCGAGGGCUGCGGACGCUACGUCACCCGCAAACCCUUCCCUGACAACGUCUACAAGAGGAUAAAGGCUCGCAGCAGGCUGGCUGAGCUGAGGGGUGUUCCUCGCGGUCUCUAUGACGGACCGGUGUGUGAGGUGACCGUCACCCCAAAGGUCAUGACCCCAGUGACCUCCAAAAAGACGUCUCCGGUCAAACAGACCCCACAGCCAGUCCGCAACCUCCACCAGUCUGGCUUCAGCCUGUCCGGUGCCCAGGUGGAUGACAACAUUCCUCGCCGCACCACCCAGCGCAUAGUGGCGCCCCCUGGUGGGCGUGCCAACAUCACCAGCCUGGGCUGAGCAGUGGGGCGCCCUUCAUAACGGGUGGGGGGGGGGGAUGGGGUGAGGACCCCCCCAACUGCACCCCCCCAACACCCCCCCAUUCCACUCCACUCUGCACCAACACUGGGAUCCCUCCAAGCACAACCACACACACACACUCACACACAUACACACACACACACACGUCUCCCCCUGAAUGCUCAUCUCUGCUCCUUCCUCCAACACACACACACACACACACACACACGACACCUGAUAUCCGUAGCCCUUUUCUCUCUCUCCCUCUGUCUCCUCUCUCUCUCCCUCUCUCUCUCUCUGUCUCCUCUUUCUCUCCCUCUCUCUCUCUCUGUCACCUCUCUCUCUCCCUCUCUCUCUCUCUGUCUCCUCUCUCUCUCCCUCUCUCUCGGUUUCCCUCUCUAUCUCUAUGUCUUCUGAAAUAGUUGAGUAAAUCAUGAGCAGUUAUUUGCCAUUCAUCCCUCAGAUUUUCAGUGUGUGCGUGUGUGUUUGUGUGAUGUCCUGUGUACAUUACCCGGGAUGCACAGCUAACCCCUCAAAGCUCACACACCCAGACACACACCCAGACACACACACACACACACAUUCAUACAUGCACGCGUGCCCUUCCACACACAGAUACAGUAUUUAUUAUAUUUAACGUCUUGGACGCGCACAAAUUUGCACGGAGGAGAAUAGCACCUCCUUCAGCUCACUACUGGGGUUGUCCUCUAGAGGGCGUCCUCUAGCCUGCAGCCAUGUGCAGAGCUCACUACUGGGGUUGUCCUCUAGAGGGCGUCCUCUAGCCUGCAGCCAUGUGCAGAGCUCACUACUGGGGUUGUCCUCUGAGCAGAUCUGGGGUCAGCUGGUCUGCUAACAAUCUCUGGUCUUCCUCCGUCCUUCGCUCAUGUUGCGCGUCUCCGCUCCUCACCCUCCUGAGAGUGGGCCCCUAAUGCCCACUGAAAGAGCUUAUAGCCGAUGCCCACUGACAGAGCUAAUGGCCAAUGCCCACUGAAAGAGCUCAUGGCCCAUGCCCACUGAAAGAGCUCAUGGGUAAUGCCCACUGAAAGAGCUCAUGGCCGAUGCCCACUGAAAGAGCUCAUGGCCGAUGCCCACUUGUGGCCGCGGCUAUAAACAGACCAGCCCUCGCUUCCCGCUCCACCUCUUCUCAUGCCACUGAGUCUGCUGGACAAGGAGGCAACACAAUACGAUAUUAUACACUCACCCAAUACACUAUUACAGUGCAGAGAAUCACUCACCCAAUACACUAUUAGAGUGCAGAGAAUCACUCAGAGAAUCACUCACCCAAUACACUAUUACAGUGCAGAGAAUCACUCACCCAAUACACUAUUAGAGUGCAGAGAAUCACUCAGAGAAUCACUCACCCAAUACACUAUUACAGUGCAGAGAAUCACUCACCCAAUACAGAAUCACUCACCCAAUACAGAAUCACUCACACAAUACACUAUUACAGUGCAGAGAAUCACUCACACAAUACACUAUUACAGUGCAGAGAAUCACUCACACAAUACAGUAUUACAGUGCAGAGAAUCACUCACACAAUACAGUAUUACAGUGCAGAGAAUCACUCACCCAAUACAGAUUCACUCACACAAUACAGUAUUACAGUGCAGAGAAUCACUCACCCAAUACAGAUUCACUCACACAAUACAGUAUUACAGAUGAACCAAUAGCACAGCUCUUGGAGGAGGGGGGGGGGGGGGGUAUUUCAUUAUCUCUUCUGUCUCUGUCUCUCAAAGGAAGAACGUUGCUAUGGCAACUGUUCUCCAACACCCACUCUUUUAUUGGUGUUGACAGCCAUGGUGGUUGCUCCUAGCGACCCGCUGUACCAGGUGCUAUCCUUCCUGUCUGGUGUCUGGGACGAGACAGGCCACCCGAGCACACACACACACACAUACCCUGCUGCUCUACAUGACAGAAAACCUCCAUCACUCUGCUUUGUAGCCACAGUGGGUUCAACACAGACACAAGCUGUAAGACACACACACACACACACACACACACAGCUGCUGCCUCUGGACUGUACUGUCCAGUUCUGAGACACAUGUACGAUAGGUCUGGCCCAUAGCCGCUCUUGAGGGGGCCGCUGUGUGUGUGUGUGUGUGUGUGUGAACUCUGUGUGUGUGUCUCUAACCUCAUCUGGUCUGUGUGGCAUGCCUGCUGUGCUAGUGAGACCUGUGUGUGUGUGUAUUCUGAUUAGGCUUGCUUCUCCCCACCUCCCACUUCACGUCACGUCACGUCACAAGGAUGCCAUGUCACCUCCUCCAAUGCUCUUCUUCCAGCGCGUCACACACACUCUUCUCACUCUCCAUGUGUGUGUGAGGCACCUGAGGGGUGGAGCAGUCACGGGCAGCUGUCACACACACACACACACACACAUACAUCCAUAUACAGCACACACACUUCACAUGCCAUGUUUGUACAUACAUUACCUUUGGUCAACAAAUCAGUCCUUUCCAAGCUUGUGCUAAAAACACAUGUGACACAGAGACGCUCUCUCUGACACAUGCACACACACACACGUCCACACAAACCUACUCUCUCUCUUUCUCUCUGUAAACCUGAGUUCUGUGGUUCACGCUACGCCUGGUGAGUGGCGCUCAUCUGGCCCCUCCCCCCCAGAGCUCUCCAGUCCCUUGGUUGGUCCGUCUGUCUGUCCGUCCGUCCGUUUCUGCAGGCUAGUUUGUGAUGUCAGUCAGUGAGUGGGACAGAGAGGGCUUCUGUAGGAACCUCCUCAUUUUUUGAAUUCUGAUUUGGACUCUGUCGUUGCUCCCCUUUUUGCCAUCACUGUUGAGGUUGUACUGUUGACGGUGUCUGUUUUGUAGACUGCUGGGAUGUAGAGAGGCUUUCUGGGAGAUCAGAAAGCUUCUGCUUCCCAUAGGUGUUACUAAAAAUGAUUUUAAGUAUUAAAAAAAAUGAACAAAGACUCGACGUCUCUGGGUGUUUUCUGUGCUUUAAAAAAUAUCUGUCUUACGGCAUGUGAAAUGUGAUAAUGAAAUAAACAACUCUGUACUACUAAA